AUGGCCGCGAUGUGUAGGGCCGCCGCGAAGCAGCUCGUCGACCGGGCCGUCGGAUCCAGGGCCGCGCAUACGUCCGCGGGCAGCAAGAAGAUCGUGGGCGUGUUCUACCAGGCCGGCGAGUACGCCGACAAGAACCCCAACUUCGUCGGCUGCGUUGAGGGCGCCCUCGGCAUACGCGACUGGCUCGAGUCCAAGGGGCAUCACUACAUUGUCACCGACGACAAGGAGGGGUUGAACAGCGAGCUGGAGAAGCACAUUGAAGACAUGCAUGUUCUGAUAACCACCCCAUUCCACCCAGCCUAUGUUACUGCAGAGAGGAUCAAGAAGGCAAAGAACCUUGAGCUGCUUCUCACUGCUGGGAUUGGAUCGGACCAUAUUGAUUUGCCAGCUGCUGCUGCUGCAGGCUUGACAGUGGCAGAGGUCACUGGAAGUAACACUGUCUCUGUGGCAGAAGAUGAGCUCAUGCGCAUCUUGAUUCUGCUCAGGAACUUCUUGCCUGGCUACCAACAGGUCGUUAAAGGUGAAUGGAAUGUUGCAGGCAUUGCCCAUAGGGCUUAUGAUCUUGAGGGGAAGACCGUCGGAACUGUCGGGGCAGGUCGUAUUGGCAGGCUCUUACUUCAGCGCCUUAAGCCCUUCAACUGCAACCUGCUCUACCAUGACAGACUUCAGAUUAACCCAGAGCUUGAGAAAGAAAUUGGGGCGAAAUUUGAAGAGGACCUGGAUGCUAUGCUUCCAAAGUGUGAUGUCAUUGUGAUAAACACACCUCUUACUGAGAAAACUAGAGGCAUGUUCAACAAAGAAAAGAUUGCAAAGAUGAAGAAAGGUGUAAUCAUUGUGAAUAACGCUCGGGGAGCAAUCAUGGAUACCCAGGCAGUUGCUGAUGCUUGCUCCAGCGGUCACAUUGCUGGAUAUGGAGGUGAUGUCUGGUUCCCCCAACCCGCACCCAAGGAUCACCCAUGGCGCUACAUGCCUAAUCAUGCAAUGACCCCUCACAUCUCUGGGACUACAAUUGAUGCACAGCUGAGGUACGCGGCUGGAGUGAAGGACAUGUUGGAUAGGUACUUCAAGGGCGAGGACUUCCCCGCGGAGAACUACAUCGUCAAGGAAGGCGAGCUCGCCAGCCAGUACAAGUAG
Triticum turgidum subsp. durum (durum wheat) is the source of this 1134-nucleotide messenger RNA. NCBI's taxonomy places the organism in Eukaryota, Viridiplantae, Streptophyta, Magnoliopsida, Poales, Poaceae. The record is from the annotation of a GenBank genome assembly.